AUGCCUCGUGUACCCAAAGCGCCCGUAAAAGCGGCAUGUCUUGCAUGUCGCUCCUCAAAAACUCGAUGCGAUGGACAAUAUCCUUGCAAAGUAUGUUAUAGCAAAGGCCGAGAAUGCAGCUAUCAACCCAGUCGCCGAGGUGGAGCUCGUAGAGGUAUUCGGUAUACCGAGACGUUGCAGCGUCAUGCUCAGGUUGAUAGCGCACCCUCGGAACCCCCGCUACAGCCUCGGAUUCCGCCAAUAGAUGCCGUUGAAACUAUUGAUCCAUUACUUGAAAACACGAUGGGGCUUCUCACACCUUUUGUGGGUAUUCAAAAUCUAGACCUGUCCCCAGAUGUACUAUCAGACACUGGUGAAGCUCUUCAAUUGUGGGGUCAGCUUACUCCCGGUGAUGAUGGCUCAUAUACCUCACCGUCUAUCAAUGACGUGGAUCUACCUGCUAUUCGAGCUUAUCAGUGUGAACAAGACAUCCUCAAUGCUUACUACAUCUACAUGCACCCCUACUUCCCACUGCUCCCACCAUCACCGAAUCUGCAAUAUGAGGAUCGAUCUACUUUUUUCCGACCAUCAAAACAGUUCGAACAGCCAAAGAAGACUGAUCUGCCUUAUUGGCCUGUAUCUUCAUUGAGUCUCGCCUUGUCAGCUAUUCUCGUUCUAAUCCCACCUAUUCCUGAUUCAUCUUCGAUGAAUGAGCCUGCCGUCCUUUUGAGGCGGUCUUAUGCUCAGCUCUUUGCACAGGCAGCUUUAGUCAGUGUCGAGAGAGAAAUUGAUGAGUUAAGUCCAGCAUCCAGCAUCAAUAUCAUCGGUGCCAGCCCCUCUCAAGAGCAGAGUGCACUCCACUCCAAGGUUCCAAUCCAAUUGGACCCAAUUUUGGCACUUGUCGUUCUUGCAAUGUAUGAGUAUUGCCAACGAGGCAAUGUGUCGCGAAUGCGAGCUCGGAUCAACCACGCGGUCACUACAGCAAUGGACCUCUGUCUUCAUGACCUUGGCUCAACUUUGACGGAAUAUUCAGAGGCUCAAAGACGCGCAUGGUGGAUGAUAAUGUUUGUGGCAUACAUAUCCUCAAACUUACAUCUUGCGCCCCCCAUUAUCGCCUCCGAUGAUCCGCGAAUCACCACUCCUCUUCCCCGAUUUGGCGUUAAUACGGAGCCAUGGGGUCUUACGAUAAAAGUGCAAAAACUCCUCUAUGCCGCCCAUUCCAUGGUUCAAAAGAUUGAAAGUGUCGCCGACUCACCAAUUCUUUCCAAUCUCGGCGAGGAAAUAAAGAAUCUCGAUGCUCAAAUUGUGGUUUUGACCGUUGAAUCAGAUCAAAGUCUACGCGAGACCUUUGAUUUCGAGGGUGAAUCCUACAUUGCUGAGAAUAUGUGGCGAAUCAGCCGUAUUAUGAUUAACACGUAA
Molecule: messenger RNA, 1398 nt
Organism: Penicillium pulvis
Lineage: Eukaryota; Fungi; Ascomycota; Eurotiomycetes; Eurotiales; Aspergillaceae
Exons: 8
Coding region: 1-1398 (465 amino acids)
Biological process (GO): regulation of DNA-templated transcription
Molecular function (GO): zinc ion binding; DNA-binding transcription factor activity, RNA polymerase II-specific
Source: RefSeq, a predicted model, not a curated record